AUGCAGGAAGCUGUUCAAAUGUAAUUCAACAGUAUAUCGAAGCGUCUGCUGCGGCUUAAAAAUCUAGUGAAAGUGUACUAAAUAUACAAAAAAUACAAAAGGAAAAAUAACAUUCAAAGAUAUGCAAGGAUUAAAGAGCUAAUGAAGAAGCUAAAAAGUGUGAAAAUCACGAAAGUAAAUUGUUUAUAAAUAUUGUUAAAAAUAUUUUUUGAAUAAUUUAUACGUUUAAUAACAAUAAAUUUACAAGGAUAUUUAUUAUUGUGAGCUGCUCAACGGUUAACGUUAAUGAAAUACAGAAAUAAUCGCGGCACAAUACUACAAUUGCAAUUCAGAACUUUUCUUAUUUGAAAAAUUUAGUGUCGAAAUUGUUGUGUGUUUGAAAAUUUGUUGAAGGUUGUUAACUAAUUGUAAAUUCAUUAACUCAUUGCUUUGCGGAGAUGUAAAUAACUCGCCCCCCGUCGACAGAAGUGAAAUUAAUUGAAAGCAAAAAUUCUCUCAAAUUAGCUGCGGUACAAAACCUGUGCUACAUACAUACAUAUAAUUUAUAUUUAAAUUAAAUUAAAAAAGUAAACAAAUUUUAUACGUAAAAUAGUUCCUGAAUUUAAAAAAAAAAAAACAAAAAAAAAAACUCCAGAAAUGUCUCCACCAAUGGCUACAUUGCUGAAACUCCUCUACCUGUGCGCCUUGGCACAUACAUCUAACAGUGUAGCGCUGCCAGACAACAGUGGUCAGAGGUAUCAACAGCCGCCGACAAUCAGUCCCGCAAUCGCUGAUCAGCGUACGUUCAAACAAACACCACCACCACCACCAUAUUUGUUGGUACGCAGCGACAACACAGCAUUUGCGCCAACAGAUCCCGAGCUCACUAUUUUAGAUGCCACAGUGAAUUCAGCAGAAAAACAUAGCUUUGAUGUGGCAGCACAAAUGUUGUUGCAAAUGUAUCGCGAACAAAUGGAUGGGCAGCUUGUGGCGGGCGAGCAAGAGGAAUGCAGUAAUCCCUCGCAUAAAGCCGCGUUCUCCGCUUACGAUUAUGCCAUAUUGCUCUCCAUGUUGAUUAUCUCGCUGGGUAUUGGCGUUUUCUAUGGUUUCUUCCACAAAUCGGGCAGUUCGUCGGAGGAUUUUCUACUCGGUUCGGGCAUGUCCAUCUUUCCCGUAACACUAAGCUUGACUACCAGCUUUAUAACAGCAAUCGAGUUGUUGGGCAAUCCAUCGGAGAUGUAUCUGCAGGGUACGCAAUUUGUGUUGAUUGUUAUUCCAAUGAUCAUGGUCAUACCGGUGGCUGUAAAGAUCUUCUAUCCCAUCUACUUUAAAAUGGAAUUGACAAGUUGUUAUGAAUAUCUUGGUAUACGCUUUGGCAAGGAGAUCCGUAUAUUGGGUGCCGUACUGUACGUCAUACAGAUGUGUUUCUACACCGCUGUAGCUGUGCUCGCGCCGGCGAUUGCGCUCUCCAAGGCCACUGGCUUAAACACAAAAGUUGCUGUGAUAUUAAUUUAUUUAGUUUGCGUAUUCUAUUCAUCUCAGGGCGGCAUGAAGGCGGUCGUCAUCGCUGAUACAUUUCAGGCCGCAGUUUUAGCUGUGUCUUUGGUGCUAGUCGUUGCUUUGGGUAGCUAUUAUAGCGGUAAUGCUAUAGAGAUCUUCAAUACGGCAGCAGAUCAUCAUCGUUUGGAGUUCUUCAACUUUGAUGUCGAUCCCACCACACGUCACACCGUUUGGUCUGUAGUAAUUGGUGGCUUCUUCUAUUGGACCUCUUUGUUUUGCGCCAACCAAGCAUCGGUGCAGAAGUGUAUGUCAUUGAAAUCCCUAAAAUUGGCCAAAGUUGCAUUGGGUUUCGCGAUACUCGGCUUGGUGAUUGUGUUUCUCAUGAAUUUCUACACGGGUCUAAUGAUUUUCAAUCACUACGCCGACUGUGAUCCACUCACAGCUGGACGCAUAACCGCCUCCGAUCAGCUGUUACCCUUCUACAUCAUAAGCACCUACGAACACAUCUACACGAUUGCUGGUAUUUUUGUUGCGGGUAUAUUUGCUGCCAGUUUGGGCACAGUAGCUUCGGCAUUGAAUUCACUCUCGGCUGUGACCUGUGAAGAUUUACUUGUGAAUGGCAUGAAUAUCAAAAUUACACCAGAUAAGGGUGCGCUCUACGCCAAAUGGAUGUCCUUGGGUUAUGGUAUAUUCUCAUUCGGUUUGGUUUUCAUCGUGGAGAAAUUGGGUGGCGUACUGCAGGCUACACUCACGCUGAAUGGCCUAAUUGGUGGCGUAACGUUGGGUCUCUUCGUGUUGGGUAUCGCUUUUAAGCGUGCAAAUACGAAGGGCGCAUUCUACGGUGGCUUGCUGUCAUUGGUCAUAGUCAUUUUUAUUGGUGUUAUGGCACAGAUUGUCAAUGUCGAACCGGUGGAGCUGCCCUUAUCGGUGGCGCAUUGUGAUUGUAAAGUCAAUGAGACAUCUGCGCUAUUGCCGACAAUGGGCGAUACACUGAUGAUGGUGGAGACGGGUUUUAGCUUAACAUCCCUUAGUUCCUGGCCAAUCUUCAAGCUCAGCUAUAUGUGGUACUCGAUGAUCGGCUGUUUGCUAACGAUAUUUUUGGGUUUCGUAAUUUCGAUUAUCGUCUCAGCGGUUCAACGUCAUAAUGUGCUCAAGAUAAGCGCGGCGCGUGAGGAGAAUGAUUACAAUAAAUCGGAGUUGCAACCACAAUUCAAUACGGAGAUCAAAGUGAUCGCUUCUACGGAGCCGCCACUGACGGAAAAGCCGCUGGGACAUGUUAAUCAUGCUAUUCGAUUGGAUGACGAAUGAAUUCGUUGAAGAGCGUAGUGG
This is a messenger RNA of Ceratitis capitata (Mediterranean fruit fly), 2808 nucleotides long. RefSeq names its product sodium-coupled monocarboxylate transporter 2. Gene Ontology annotation, biological process: transmembrane transport; sodium ion transport. The transcript is spliced from 7 exons. Gene Ontology annotation, molecular function: symporter activity. Gene Ontology annotation, cellular component: membrane. The record is from RefSeq and is a predicted model, not a curated record. The coding region runs from base 637 to 2787 and encodes 716 amino acids. Lineage: Eukaryota; Metazoa; Arthropoda; Insecta; Diptera; Tephritidae.